This is a messenger RNA of Kluyveromyces marxianus DMKU3-1042, 690 nucleotides long. It is a transcript of the gene ISA1, whose product is annotated as Fe-binding Fe/S cluster assembly protein ISA1. The transcript has a single exon. Bases 1 to 690 code for a protein of 229 amino acids. NCBI's taxonomy places the organism in Eukaryota, Fungi, Ascomycota, Saccharomycetes, Saccharomycetales, Saccharomycetaceae. Gene Ontology annotation, cellular component: cytoplasm; mitochondrion. Gene Ontology annotation, molecular function: 2 iron, 2 sulfur cluster binding. Gene Ontology annotation, biological process: iron-sulfur cluster assembly. The record is from RefSeq and is a predicted model, not a curated record.
AUGCAGAGACAUAUAGUAACUAGAAUCAACGUUUGUCUGCUGAAUCCUAGCGUUUCUGUGAGACAUUUGUCGCAAGGAUCGCUGGCAAGAUCCAAGAGGUUUUUGCAAACGUCUCAAAACGGCGAUGAGGUGAGUUCAUCGAGUCCAUCGUGGCCAUUUAAUGUGGAACUAAGGGCUACCAAUAAUACAGGGACGAAUUCUGUGACAGGAAGUGCGCCAUCGGGUGGGAAAAAGACAUGGUUUACGUAUUCUUUACCGAAGAACGCUGGCAAAGAGGAGGCCAAGGAAGCCAGCAAAGAUACGGAUACGCAAGAAACACAGCCAGUGGUGGCGAAGAAGCGGGUCAAGAGGAAGCUCAGGCCUCGCAAGGCGCUAAUAUCGCUAACUCCCAAUGCUAUCAGUCAUUUGCGGGGGCUACUACAGCAGCCUGAGCCAAAGCUUAUAAGAAUCGGAGUGAAGAACAGAGGAUGUUCCGGGCUAACGUAUGAUUUGCAGUACAUUACGAAGCCUGGGAAGUUCGAUGAGAUUGUGGAGCAGGAUGGCGUGAAGGUAGUGAUUGAUUCCAAGGCCCUAUUCAGCAUAGUGGGCAGUGAGAUGGACUGGAUCGACGACAAGUUGUCGUCGAAGUUUGUUUUCAAGAACCCAAACUCCAAGGGAACAUGUGGGUGUGGUGAGAGUUUCAUGGUAUGA